Salmo salar (Atlantic salmon) is the source of this 2429-nucleotide messenger RNA. The record is from RefSeq and is a predicted model, not a curated record. NCBI's taxonomy places the organism in Eukaryota, Metazoa, Chordata, Actinopteri, Salmoniformes, Salmonidae.
GCGUGCGUGCGUGUGUGUGUGUCUGUGCGUGUGUGUGUGUGUGUGUGCCUGUGUGUGUGUGUAUGUGUAUGUGACACAGAAGGCACCAGUGAGAGGAUCAGAGGGGAUCAUAUAGUGCAGUCUAGCUUCCUGUCUCCCUGUGUGUGACAGUGAGUACAGCUUGAGUGAUGUCAGACCUGAUCUCAUCUCUGCACUGGGAGCAUCAGACUGACCAAUCAGUAGUGAGGGAGGUGCAAAAGGGUUUAAAAGCAAAGUUGUUUCUCUGAAAAUCAACAUUUCCGCCUGGCUCUUCAUCAUUGGCGAGGGACUCUCAAUGCUAUCCGCCGAACGAGAAGCUACAAAAUGAAGUAUGUUUCUGGAUACCUUUCAAUCGUUAUUGCUUUGUUCAUCUCUUCAACAGGGGCUGAAGAUGUGGUGUAUGGUCAGGUGGGAGGGAUGGUCACACUCCCCGUGUUGAAGUGGGGUUCAGAAAAGGUGUUGGUACAAUGGUACUUUGGGAUGAACACACAACCUUUGAUAACCCGCAACGCCCAAGGUCGAGAGACGAUAGAUCCACAGUGGAAAGACAGGCUGUCUCUGUCAAAGACUGACUUCUCCCUGAUCAUCAACAAAAUCAGACUGGAGGACUUCAAAUCCUUCAAAUGUGAACUGAAAGAUUUCAGGCCACAACAAAUUACCUCAGUCACCUCAUUCAGACUGUCCCAUGUGAGUGUACAGCCAGUCUCUCCCUUGUUGGUUGGGAAGAAUCUUAAUCUGAAGUGUGACAUAAAGGAAAUAUUUGAGGGGACACAGAGAAGAUGGCUUAGUCCCCAGAAACAGGACCUGAACAAGGACACGCGUGUCCAGAUCGGAAAUGACGGCAGCCUGAAAGUAAUGAAAGUCACUGGUCAAGACCAUGGAGAGUGGACCUGUGUGGUGACAUACCAGGGCAGGGAAACAUAUGUCAACACCCCUGUUACUGUAAUAGACCUCUCCCCUGCUCAUUCACAGCCUAUCUACACCUCUGUCUCCUCCUUCUCUCUUCUCCAUCUGCCAUGUUUCUUUUCCUUUCCUCUGCCUCUAUCCUGGUCAGACAGCCAGGAAAAUGGCAUCCAGGGAGGCCGCUGGACCUUUACCCCAAGCCCAGCGGCAGGCUCCCUCACUGGGGUUGUCCAGACCCUCGUCAACCUCUCCCUGGGGCCUCCAUUAGCCUGGGUGGUCAAUCAGAAGAGAGGUCUGGAUGUCUCAGCCCUGCAGAAGAAAAAUCUAAACCUCUCCCUGUCAAAGAAAGGGGUGACGGUGGGGGACAGGGGCAACUACACCUGCGCUGUGGAGUUCCAGAGGGACGACACCCUGAAGAGAGUAAUGCGUGUGGAGGUGCUACAGUUGUUUACCUCUCCAGUUCCAGUGGCCUUUGUAGGUCAGGAGGUCAACCUCACCUGUACCCUGGGCCAGCCUCUGACCUCUGACCUGGAAGUGAAAUGGAUCCCACCACAUCACUCCACCCUCCUCCCUUUAGGCUCCUCCACCCACCCCACCCUUCUCACCAUCCCUGAAGCGACGUAUGGAGAUGGUGGGUUGUGGAGGUGUGAAUUGUGGGGGAACAAAACCAAGCUGACGUCAGUGGAGAUCACACUGAAGAUCGAGCGAGUCCCCGUGGACGUGUGGCUGUUGGUCACCAUCUGUGCUGCAGCCGUCAUCUUCGUCCUCCUCCUCAUCCUCACUGUCAUCCUCAUCCGACGCCACAGACAGCGGAUGAUGAUGCCCAGACGUGGCAAACGCAGAUUCUGCAACUGCAAAGAGUGAGUGUAAUUUCCUGCGCACCCCCACACCAAAAGGAUUCUACAGAAACUAGAGAUAUCGUACAGACAGGAAUCCCUGUCAAUGGACAAUGUCUCUACUAUUUUGUCUUAACUAUUCUAUUCUGAUAAAAAGAAAAACCAAAAGGACAAAAGAAGCAAGAAAGAAGAUGUUUUCAUGUGAUAUUUGAUAAUAGAUUUCACAAGUGUAUAUUGUCAUGCUUUAUGACCUAUGAUUGAGCUACAAUUGAACAAAUACUGUAUAUAAAUAUGUAUAGCUACUGUCACUUUUGUAUUACUGUACACUGAGCUUACAAAACAUUAAGAACACGUGCUCUUUCCAUGAUAUAGACUGACCAGGUUAAUCCAGGUGAAAGCUAUGACCCCUUAUUGAUGUCACUUGUUAAAUCCACCAUGGGUUGUGUACAUGUGCCAUUCAGAUGCUGAAUGGGCAAGACACAAAAUGUAAGUGCCUUUGAACGGGGUAUGGUAGUAGGUGCCAGGCACACCGGUUUGUGUCAAGAACUGCAACACUCCUGGGUUUGUCACGGUCAACCGUUUCCUAUGUGUAUCGCAGUGGAGGCUCCUCAGAGGAGGAAGGGGAGGACCAUCCUCCUGAGUGAAUUUCCUAAAAAUAAAAAUAGUGAAACA